Molecule: messenger RNA, 1194 nt
Organism: Prunus armeniaca (apricot)
Lineage: Eukaryota; Viridiplantae; Streptophyta; Magnoliopsida; Rosales; Rosaceae
Source: the annotation of a GenBank genome assembly
AUGGAGUACAGGAAGCUCAAAGAUCAGGAUCAAGAUGGAGCUUCAGCUCCUGAAGACGUCGAGAGUUUAAGGGGAAAGCCUAUUUCUGCUGUGGGUCCAGUUGAGCGGACCAAGUGGAAGCGCAAGUCAAUUGUUACUCUGGCUUUGACUUUCCUUACGAGUUCACAAGCUAUAUUGAUUGUGUGGUCGAAGAGGGCUGGGAAAUAUGAGUAUAGUGUUACCACUGCAAAUUUCUCGGUGGAGGCUUUGAAGUGUGCCUUGUCACUAGCUGCUUUGGCACGAAUCUGGAGCAAUGAAGGUGUUACUGAGGAUAACAGGUUGAGUACAACACUGGAUGAAGUUGGUGUAUACCCCAUUCCGGCAUUGCUUUACCUAGUCAAGAAUCUGCUUCAGUAUUAUAUCUUCGCAUAUGUGGAUGCUCCGGGUUAUCAAAUACUGAAGAACCUGAACAUUAUCAGUACGGGUGUUUUAUACAGAAUCAUACUAAAGAGAAAGUUAAGUGAGAUUCAAUGGGCUGCUUUCAUUAUACUAUGUGCAGGGUGCACUACCGCACAACUGAACCCAAAAUCUGAUAGUGUUCUCCAAACUCCAUUACAAGGUUGGGUGAUGGCCAUUGUAAUGGCACUUUUAAGUGGUUUUGCUGGAGUAUACACCGAGGCCAUUAUCAAAAAGCGCCCUUCAAGGAAUAUAAAUGUGCAGAACUUCUGGUUGUACGUCUUUGGAAUGGCCUUCAAUGCUGUUGCUAUAGUGGUUCAAGAUUUUGAUGCAGUGAUGAACAAGGGAUUCUUCCAUGGAUACUCAUUUAUUACAGUUCUAAUGAUUCUCAACCAUGCACUCAGUGGCAUUGCUGUGUCUAUGGUUAUGAAGUAUGCUGAUAAUAUUGUGAAGGUAUAUUCUACAUCGGUAGCAAUGCUUCUUACAGCAGUUGUGUCUGUGUUUCUAUUUGGCUUUCAUCUAUCCCUUGCCUUUUUCCUUGGCUCAACCGUUGUCUCGGUUGCGGUUUAUCUGCAUUCAAUUGGGAAGGUUCUAAUUUCUGAUAGUUGCUUCAAGUCUUUUUCUACAUGGAAUGUUGAUGGAGGAAAGGAGCAUCCGUCGGAUAUUGCAGAGGAUAGAGAUACAAAACAAAUUGCAAUCAUGCAGCUCACGUCAGAGCAACAAACUGAUUUAACCAUGAGGAUAGGAGGAAAUUAUUGA